Osmerus eperlanus (European smelt) is the source of this 4685-nucleotide messenger RNA. It is a transcript of the gene msl2a, whose product is annotated as MSL complex subunit 2a. NCBI's taxonomy places the organism in Eukaryota, Metazoa, Chordata, Actinopteri, Osmeriformes, Osmeridae. Gene Ontology annotation, cellular component: MSL complex. The transcript is spliced from 3 exons. Bases 1517 to 3319 code for a protein of 600 amino acids. Gene Ontology annotation, biological process: protein ubiquitination. Gene Ontology annotation, molecular function: ubiquitin protein ligase activity. The record is from RefSeq and is a predicted model, not a curated record.
GGAGCCGUUUCUUUUGGGAGUUUGGAAUUUUAGAGUAAUUGUUAGAAGUAAGCACAAUUUGCUGCCUUUGAUGUAGCUAGGCUAGGCUAGUUGUCAGCGAAUUACGCCUACGUUCAUUCAGGAAAGCGUAACCAAGGUAACUAGCUAGCUAGCCUCGCGUGAUUCGUCCAAUAUCUCGCGAGAGUCCUGGUAGGGGAGAAAAAGAAUGGUGGGCGAUGAUGUUUAUGGAUAUCUAGCCUUGUAAAGUAGCCUAUUUCAAUUAGCCAAGCGGUAUCUCCCACCAUGCAAUUAAUAGAACGUUUUUAGCGUUAACCCCACUCUAAAGUACUGAAUAAUAAGCUGUCCCAAGAUACUCUUAUCUUUAUUGUAGCUAGUUCUAGUUAGCCUAGCUUGUUCGACUAACGUUACUUUUACACUGUAGCGAACUAGCGAGCCCUUGCUAACAUUAUGGAGUUAGCUUGCUAACGUUAGCUAGCUCGUGCUAAUUACCAGUGGGAUUUUCUCAAUCAAAUGUAGGGCUAGUUCUGCUAGCUGGGUUGCAGAUGUAUGUGCACAUAGAUUCCAAUAGCCUUUCACAAUAGUGUGCUUAGGAGUUCUAGCUUGCGACACCUCCAUGAUUUUAAGUGGACCUAGUAAUAACUGGCCAGACUCAAGACGAGACCAGCGUUUGUUUACAUAAAGAAGAGCGCGCGUGGGAUUCCCAGGCAGGUUUCACAGUUAACUAACUUUAGCUAGGUGGAGAUCGGGUGCGGUAUCCGUAUUGCUACGUGUAUUUCUGGAAGAAGUCGACAUGCAUUGCCUCGGUCUUCAAAUUAGCUUAGACCAGUGUCAAAAUGCGUGAGGAAACGGGAUGUUCAUCCACCUGCACUCGUCGUCGGAGUCGAGACAAAGAGAGGAUUGUACACGCGCCUGUGGCUCCAAUGUUACUAGAAUUGAACAUGCCUAUUAGUUUGCUACUGUCCGAUGUGGUUCUUCUGGCAUUCAAAUAGUUAGCUAUUUAGCAUAUGUAAUAACAGAUUGCAGUGUAAUAAGCUAGUUUGAUAGCUUACUAUCAAAACCGUGAUCAACAGCAUCCAGCCUGUGUAAAACGGCAGUUUAAAUUGUGGCUAACUAGCACGAGAAGCUGGGUGCUUGAACGGGUUGCUUUCUAGUUAACACAUGUAGCUAACUAACCAUCAUUCACAUACCGGUACGGUAUCACAUGAUAAUGCAUUUUCAGCUGUAUAAAGUAAUGGAGAGAACAGUAGUCAAUGGUGAUGCCUCUUCUAGUCUAGCCAACUGGCUAGCUAGCUACAUUUGCUUGAUUUGAUUCGGCAGUGACGGUAGCAUGCAUGCAGUUGCGUGCAAAAGCUAUUGAGCAAUCGCUCAUUAACAAAUUGGGCGAUUGACGUUCCACGGGGACCAGAUUUAGCCGAGACAGCACCUUGUCGGUGAACGGGGGAUCCCCUCUGUCUCGCAACGUCUGGAUUUGUCGGUGUGUGUUUUCCCCGGGCCUGGCUGACACUUUGAUUCCGAUAUGAACCCCGAGAAUGCCACCGCUUUGUACGUGUCCGCCUGCCGGUCCGUGCUGCAGUGCGACCCGCGGCAGCACCAGACCUUCUCGGAGAUGUACAAGCUGUUGCCGUUCUUCCGACAGUCCCUCUCCUGCCUGGUUUGCGGAAGCCUGGUUCAGGACCCUAUAGCCCCCACUAACUCUUCAUGUCAGCACUACGUGUGCCGGGCCUGUAAGGGCCAGAAAAUGCUUCUGAAGCCCUCCUGUAGCUGGUGUAAAGACUACUCCUGCUUCCAGGAGAACAGACAGCUGUCCCUGCUGGUCCACUGCUAUAGGCAGCUGUGCCUGUACAUCACCCACUCUCCGCUGCUCAAGCAAAUCAACAGCCAGGUGGGUGGGUCUCCGGAGCUGAUGACUCUGCUGGAGGAGGUGCUGGUGUCCAAGGAGGAGGAAAAGGAGGAGACGGAGGAGUUAAGCCCAGACAUGGAAGAACUGAAGCCUUCUCCCUCUCUGACACCCAUCGCUCCUCCCCCCACCGAGAACCCUCCGGAACGAUCUCACCCGACCUCCUCGAGCCUGAACUGGCCGCAAGGCUGCAACGGAGCGGGGUUGGAGGACCUGGAGCCGUCAUCACCAGAGCUGGAGGUGUGUGAGCCAGUGGAAGAGAUGCUGCUGCAGGCUCCAGGGCUGCUCUCCGAGCCAGGGUCUGGGUCCAGGCCUGGGUGCAAGGAGAGGGACUCUGGGCCUGGCUGUGGGGGACUGGAAGUGACCCCUGGACCCCUGGUGCCCACGCGUGUGUGCUCUUUUGGGGAGGGGCGCUCUGCCAGGGUGGAGGACGGGGAGGUGUUGCUGCUCAGUGUCGAGGAGGUGUUACAGACUCUGGAUCCGGUCUCCCCCAGAGACUCCCUCGUUCAGAGUCCCACAUACACACACGCACAGCCCGACAGGACACACACUCCUUUGCACGCACAGUCCGACCGGUCGCACGCUCACACACACCACCCGUCCAACAGGACGUGCGCCCCCCCGCGGCCCGCUCCCACCACUGCCCCCCAGCCCCCCCUGGUGCGCCCAAACAGGAAACGCUCUCGUUCAGAGAGCGACCGUGAGAGAGUCCAGCCCCUGCCCAUCUCCAGCAUCCUGCAAGGGGCCCCCCCUCAGACCCCCACCCAGCCCACCCCCUCACAGAGCCUCCCCACCCACACAUACUCCGCCCUUUCCAACGGUGGGGCUCCUCCCAAGCCCGCCCGUCCGCCCCUGACCUCCAGCAAGGCUGGGAGGAAACACCCGGAGCAGGGCCCCAAGAGGCCCCAUGCCAAGGCCCGAGCCGGAGGCCCCAAGGCCAAGGACAGGAGCCGGGAUCACCGCCUGCUCUCGGGCUGCCUGCUGCCCCCCAUCCCUGCCAAGCCCCUCUACAAGAAGCCCGCAGAGAAGAAGGGCUGCAAGUGUGGCAGGGCCACCCAGAACCCCUCGGUGCUCACCUGCCGGGGCCAGCGCUGCCCCUGUUACUCCAACCGCAAGGCGUGUCUGGACUGCAUCUGUCGGGGCUGCCAGAACUCCUACAUGGCCAACGGAGAAAAGAAGCUUGAGGCGUUUGCCGUGCCGGAGAAGGCCCUGGAGCAGACACGCCUCACGCUCGGCAUCAACCUCACCAGCAUCGCUGCCGCCGCUGCUCUGCGCAGCCCACCCGCCAACAGCGUCCAUGGCAACAGCCUCCUCAAUGUCACCACGGCGACAGGGACACCCGUGGCCGCUGCCUUUCUGUCGCCCAGCCCUCCCCGAGACCCCGCCUACCAGGAUGCCCUGGACCUCGGCUUCCACUGCUGAUUGGAGGAUGGUUCGGAUUCCUGAUUGGCCGAUGAGCUAUUACUUUCGGUGCUGAUUCACCGAUGGUGGUUCCAGAUGGGUGUCAGUCUCCUGGCUCCUCCUAUAGGGAGUUGAGGCACCUAUAGACCUGAGCUGUCCUCUCUUGACUUCUCCUGUUAUGUAGAAUGUGUGUGUAUGGAAUUGUGUGUGCGCUAUUGAACCGGUGGGUCAUACAGCAUGCUACCAGAUCACACUCCAAACACUUAGAGAAGCCGGCCUGCAGUGUUUGUGUGUCAGCCGUCCUCGGUGUGAUGUAUAGGGGGAUGGGAGACAACGGAGGGACCCUGGCAUAGGCUUUCCACAGCUGUCUACAGACAAGAUGAGGAUGUUGUCUGUAUGAGCAGUGUAGGAAUCAUCUAGGUGGUGUUCAGGAAGACAGAUUGUGACACAACUGUCGGGUGCGUUCUUGCAGGUACUUGAAGACAACGCAUGAUGCUGGCAAAAAGGGCAGGACCUAAGCACUUACUGAUUCAUUGGCCAAAUAACAACGAAGCCCUAGUUACUAUAGUAACAGCACCACUCUACCCUUAUAAGUACCCUUUCAACCGGUAUUAAAUCAGUUACUCACAUGCAACCCUACCCCACCUGACAGAGACAUAGAUAGUAUUGUUUACAUUGUCACUCACUGACAUAAAGAUAGGACCUAGGUGUGUGAGUGUGGAGGCAGGAGGGAGAGUCAGGUAGAUCAUGAAUUCAUAGACAGAAUGGUUGUUUUUGUCCAGACAGAGCACUCUCUCUGUGUCCAGUCUUUGCUGUUGUAGUGUUCUGACUGACCCGUGACAAAACUAGAGACUAUUUUUGAUAUUGCGUGUCGGGGUCUCGUUGGAGAGACUAGCGCUGUGUUAAGAUUUCUGUGUUUUCUGUUCAAACACCUUGAAGCCCUCAUAUACCUCCGAGGGCAUGUCGGUGUUUGUGUUCCUUUGCUCUGUCUGUCUGUCACUCCUGUGACCAAAAAGAAGGGAGAUGUUUACCGUGUACCUGUGCCAUCAGAAGUCUCAAUUGGACGGCAACCUGUUGCUACGAUUACAGAAAAACUGUUUGAACACCUGACGUGGACUCGGACAGAACCAACCCCUUAUUGGCCCUCCGUCUGUAGACCUGGGUGGAAGUGGGUCAGGACACCGUAGGGGACCUGUGUCUGUCAGUGUGUUACUGCUGGGCAUUACUUGAACUCCCGAUUUAAAGUUUUAAUUUGUAUUUUUUCUGACUACAGUUUUUGUUGCAAUAGAGCCUCUGGUUUUACUGUUGUUGGAACAUUCACUGCCACAUUAGGAAACAUAUAUAAUGCAACAUGAAAUGAAAUAAAUUGACCUUUGUCUAGACUGGA